AUGGCUAAAAAAGGAUCGCUGAAAAAACGGAGUAAGAAGGAAGAGCAGAGAGAUGAAAUUGUUGAGGAUCUUGACCUUGAGGUGGACGACUACGUAGUGGAAGACGAAGAUGUCAUUCACAACCGUCGGACUAGCAGAAAAAAGGAUGAUGAUGAGGAAUUGGAAGAUGUAUUACCCUCAGAGGCGCAUAAGAUGGAGGGUUACGAUGACGAUGAUGAUGAACGUGGUGCCCACCUGGAGGAAGAAGCACUUGCAGUGGAAGCAAAUAAAAAUAUGCGACGAAAAAUGAUUGAAUCCGAUUUCGAUGUUGGAGGUAUUAUAACUGGUAUUAAACGUAAACGAAGUAAUGAAACUAAUGGUUCAAAUAAUGUUGCACCUGUAAUUGAGGCAGUGGAACGUGACUAUGCUGCCCUUUCAUCUUCAGAGAGAAUGGCUAUUGUACAAAAGGAGUCCCCAGAGAUGAUUAAAAUGUUGGAAGAAAUGAAACAGUACCUUGCUGAAGUUAAGGAGUUAGCUAAACCACUCCAAGAAUUACUUUUCCAACGUCGUUUGUCAGAUGCAGACCGAAACCUCGUCCAGUUCCUAGAGACGAAGGUACAAUUGAUGUUAAGUUAUUGUAUGCAUGUGACGUUUUAUUUACUUCUUAAGACAGAAGGUAAAAAAGUGGCAGGACAUCCUGUUAUUGAUAAUCUGGUAGAAAUUCGUGUUUAUCUUGAAAAAUUGUUCCCGUUAGAAGAAAAACUACAAUAUUCGCUUAAUCGUCUCCUUAGCGGCAAGACCACUUCUGCGGCACAUCUUGAUACAUUGCGCCCACUUCAGCACAAUGAGAGAGGUUCUCUUGCGGCUAACAGUGAGGGGAAAAAGAGUCGUAAACAGUUGGAGGCUAUUAAGAAAGCUGAUGAAAUUGAAAAAGAAGAAUUUUCUACUAUGAAUCGUAUUCGUACAAAGAAAUCUGAUAAUCCUGAUGAUGUUUCAGCGGUUGAUCGAAAGGCGGCAGUAUCAGCACUUGGUUAUCAUGAGGAUGAGGAUCAGUAUUUUGCUAAACUAACUGCUGAUGAUGAGGGUGAAGAACAGGGUCUUUCCCUUGUUGAACGACUUCGGAGACGACAACGCUUGUUAGCCAAUGGCGCUACGGCGAACACUGCCGGAAAGGAUGACGACAGUGCUGAGGAGGAAGAGGAUGAUAAUGAUAAUGAUGUCAUGAUCAAUGAUGAUGAGGAAGAUGAGGAUGGCAGUCUCCUCAGCGAGGACGAUGUGGACGACUACGACGCGCUGGUGGCGGAGGAGCACGAGCGGGAGGCGCACCGCAGUGCGGAGGCCUCGCAGCCGAAGCCGAGACUCGACGAGCCGGAGGUCGGCCGCCGCAAGACCAACAAGAAGAUUGAGACCCACCGCGGUCUCACAAAGACACGGCCAAAGGACCGCAAGACACCACGCACCGCACAGCGGCGGAAGUACGAGAAGGGCAUGCGCAUCCACAAGGCACAGUCACGCACCGCACAGCCCGAACCGGAGGGUGGCUUCAUUGGAGUGCCCUCUAUCAAGUCACGCGUCACGCAGAGCAUUCGGUUUUAG
Molecule: messenger RNA, 1575 nt
Organism: Trypanosoma theileri
Lineage: Eukaryota; Euglenozoa; Kinetoplastea; Trypanosomatida; Trypanosomatidae
Product: U3 small nucleolar RNA-associated protein 3
Exons: 1
Coding region: 1-1575 (524 amino acids)
Biological process (GO): maturation of SSU-rRNA from tricistronic rRNA transcript (SSU-rRNA, 5.8S rRNA, LSU-rRNA)
Cellular component (GO): nucleolus; small-subunit processome
Source: RefSeq, a predicted model, not a curated record